This is a messenger RNA of Entrophospora candida, 1269 nucleotides long. NCBI's taxonomy places the organism in Eukaryota, Fungi, Glomeromycota, Glomeromycetes, Entrophosporales, Entrophosporaceae. The record is from the annotation of a GenBank genome assembly.
UUUGUGCUUUGGGUAUAAUCCUCCAAAAAAAACCACACUCUCAACUACCAUUUUGAAUAAAGAAAUUUCAUCAGUCUUAAAUAAAAUUAAUGAGGAGCUUAAAAAUGAGGAUAAUUUAACAUUAGCCAUUGACGGAUGGUGCGAUCCUUUAGGAAAAUCAAUUUAUGCAUUUGUUAUAAUUACUCCAAAUAGAAAGCAAUAUAUUCAUUCUUUGGUUCUUGAAACACAACCUGAAAUUUUUCGUGAUUCAUCUGUUGUAAAAGCAAUCAUUCGAGAUCAUCAAUUUUGGCAAGAAGUAGAAAAAUUUCGAGAUGUACUUGCACCUGCUAAAAGAGCAGUUAAAAAUAUUGAGGCCAAAUCAAGUAACAUGGCUUCAUGUUUUUUGGAAUUAGUGAAGAUGGCAAUUGCCAUUAAAAACCUGCCAUCUUCUUUGGAUACAAAUUUUAAAAGGCAAUGUAUUAGAAUAUUUAAUAAACGUUGGGAAAAAUUAGAUAUAAUGACAUAUCUUCUCACCUUUUUCUUCCACCCUAAAUAUCGAGCCAAAGGCUUUCAAAACACUAUCUUUCGUGAAAUGAGUUUGUUGGCUAUGAAAAUCUGGACAGAUUUUGGUGGUGGCACAAAUAGUUGUAAGAUUUUAAUGGCGCAAAUUCGAAAAUAUUCAGAAAAUUAUCCUCCUUAUGAUAUGGAAUAUAUUGAUAAUCAUGAUACACCUGAAAUUUGGUGGGCAACUUGCCGCCAACCAGAUAACUUUAUCCAACAAUUAGCUCUGAAAUUAUUUGCUGUCGUUCCUCAUCAAGUUGCAUGUGAAAGGGUGUUUUCUGUCCUAGAUUGGAUGAUUGGCAAAAGGAGAACAAGGAUAGAUACUACACGACUUCAAUCAAUGGCACAAAUCCACUCAUUUUAUAUUACCAAUGCAAAAACAGAGCUUAAUUAUCCCAAUAGUGAUUUAACUGAUGAUGAACUUGAUACCACCAUUCAAGAGAUUACUGCAGCAAUGGCUGAAGAUGAUGAUUUGUUUGAAUAUAGUGAAGAUAAUGAUUUAUUUGAGUAUGGUGAAGAAGAGGAGGGUGAAGAUCAAAACGAAGAGGAGGAUGAAAGUCUUGGUUUAAAUAAUGACAUUUUGUUUAUGGAAGAUAUUAUGAAUUUGAGCCUUGGAUUUGAUGAAAAUGGAAAUGAAGAUGAAAGUACAACUAGGAAUGAGCAGGAGAUUUUUGAUCAUGGUAAUCGUAAUGUUAAUUUUGAUGCAAUUUUUUCUGAAGAAUUGCUAGA